AUGUGCGGCCGGUAUGCUUUACCAAUAGAGCCUCAGGACCUUCCGGCAGAGUUUGGUAAGCAAAACCUUGCCGUCGAUAAGGUAAUCGAUGCUGACAAGAGUACCCAUCACAGAUAUAAUAUUGGACCAACACAGAUUGCUCCAGCAUAUUAUAUUUAUACGGAUAAUAAAAAAGAUAAGCUUCAAGCCAAGCAUAUUUUGAGGUAUAUGAGAUGGGGGAUGAUCCCUAAGUGGAUCAAAUCUAAGGAUAAGAUGUCUAAUUACCCCACAUUCAAUGCCCGGUAUGAGAAGAUCGGGGAAAAUAAGCUGUGGCGAACUUCGGUUAAUCAGAGGUGUGUUAUACCCAUCAGAGGGUACUAUGAGUGGGUUAAGCAGACUAAGCCGUCCAAAACGACCAAGCAACCGUACUUUAUUAAGAGAAAGGACAAUAAGUUGAUGUUUUUGGCAGGAUUGUACUCGAGAUCCAUUCUGGACGGUGAUGAAGUUUACUCUUAUACGAUUAUUACAAGGAAUGCACCCAAGUGCCUUGAAUGGCUCCAUGACAGGAUGCCUGUUGUGCUUGAUCCUGAUAGUGAAGACUUUUCCAGAUGGCUAGAUACAGGAGAAAAGAAGAAGUGGAAUGAUGUCAAGGAUCUCCUUAAGAUAUAUGAUGGCAAGAACGAGACCUUGGAGUGGUACAAGGUGGAUCGAUCAGUUGGAAAUGUGAAGAAUGAAGACGCUAAGUUUGUGGAGCCUUUAGUGGGUAUAGGAGAGUUCUUUAAGGUGAAGCAGGGGCCACCUGAGGUGAAGCAGGAGCCACUUAAGGUGAAGCAGGAGCCACUUAAGGUGAAGCAGGAGCCACUUAAGGUGAAGCAGGAGCCACUUAAGGUGAAGCAGGAGCCACUUAAGGUGAAGCAGAAGCCACUUGAGGCAGAGCAGAAGCCACUUGAGGCAGAGCAGAAGCCACUUGAGGCAGCGCAGGAGCCACUUGAACAGCCCCUGAAAAAACGUAAACUUAGAAAGAAGAGCCUUUGA
Brettanomyces nanus is the source of this 1014-nucleotide messenger RNA. RefSeq lists its product as uncharacterized. Gene Ontology annotation, molecular function: single-stranded DNA binding. Bases 1 to 1014 code for a protein of 337 amino acids. Gene Ontology annotation, biological process: DNA damage response. The record is from RefSeq and is a predicted model, not a curated record. NCBI's taxonomy places the organism in Eukaryota, Fungi, Ascomycota, Pichiomycetes, Pichiales, Pichiaceae. The transcript has a single exon.